Nothoprocta perdicaria is the source of this 6226-nucleotide messenger RNA. It is a transcript of the gene MAN1B1, whose product is annotated as mannosidase alpha class 1B member 1. Gene Ontology annotation, molecular function: mannosyl-oligosaccharide 1,2-alpha-mannosidase activity; calcium ion binding. NCBI's taxonomy places the organism in Eukaryota, Metazoa, Chordata, Aves, Tinamiformes, Tinamidae. Gene Ontology annotation, cellular component: membrane; endoplasmic reticulum. The transcript has 13 exons. The record is from RefSeq and is a predicted model, not a curated record. Gene Ontology annotation, biological process: carbohydrate metabolic process; N-glycan processing. Bases 1 to 2019 code for a protein of 672 amino acids.
AUGUACGCGGCCGCCGCCGCCGCCUCGCCGCCCCGGCGCGACUUCAUCUCGGUGACUCUGAGUCCCGAGGAGGCGGUGGGCGCCGGCGGCUACAACAACAGCAAGGCCUGGAGGCGGCGCUCGUGCUGGCGGAAAUGGAAGCAGCUGUCUCGACUACAGCGGAGUGUGAUUCUCUUCCUGUUUGCCUUCCUCGCCGUCUGCGGAGUCAUUUCAUAUACAACCAUGGGAGAGACGUGGAAAAGUCUAACAAACAAAUCCCUGGACGAUCAGAGAGCAGAACCAGAAGUUCCUGGGCUAAAGUUGGCAAAUCCAGCUGUUUUACCAGCACCUCGCAAAGCAGAUGCCAAACUUGGAGACUACCCAGAGCUUUCACCUCAGAAGCAGCCAAAGUUGCCUCAUGUCCGCCGUGGUCCUCCUAAUCUUCAGAUCAGGCCACCACGGAGGGACGUGAGGCUGAAGACCCAACAGGAUACCAACAAAGUUUUAGAAGAACCAGUCCAGUCUGAUAAAGAAGAGAAAACAGAGAAAUCUGUUAUCAGCUGGAGAGGAGCAGUGAUAGAACCUGACCAAAGCACUGAACCUCCUUCUAGCAAAAUUAAGGAACCAGAAAAACCCUCAUCUAUGGAAGCUGACAACCAGAAAGAACCAGUGCCCAUAAAUGAGCGUCAGAUGGCUGUGAUCGAAGCAUUCCGCCAUGCCUGGAAAGGAUAUAAGGAUUUUGCCUGGGGACAUGAUGAGCUGAAGCCUUUGUCCAAGUCUUACAGCGAGUGGUUUGGACUUGGCCUUACUCUAAUUGAUGCUUUAGAUACCAUGUGGAUUUUAGGCUUGAAAGAAGAGUUUGAAGAAGCAAGAAAAUGGGUAGCAGAUGAGUUAGUGUUUGAUAAAAAUGUGGAUGUGAACCUCUUUGAGAGCACUAUUCGUAUCCUGGGGGGCUUGCUCAGCACCUACCAUCUCUCUGGAGACAGCCUCUUCCUGGAAAAAGCAAAAGACAUUGGGAACAGGCUUAUGCCAGCAUUCAACACACCCUCCAAGGUACCUUACUCCGAUGUGAACAUUGGCCGAGGCACAGCGCAUCCGCCRCGGUGGACGUCGGACAGCACCGUGGCAGAGGUGACCAGCAUUCARCUGGAGUUCAGGGAGCUCUCUCGGCUCACCGGAGAGGAGAAAUUCCAGAAAGCUGUAGAUGACGUAACGAAGCAUGUUCACACCCUCUCAGGGAAAAAUGAUGGACUAGUGCCUAUGUUCAUAAACACCAAUAGCGGGCAGUUCACUCACCUGGGUGUCUAUACUCUGGGAGCCAGAGCUGACAGCUACUAUGAGUAUUUGCUCAAGCAGUGGAUUCAGGGUGGGAAAAAAGAAAAUGAGCUGCUGGAAGACUAUGUGAGAGCCAUAGAAGGAGUGAAAAAGCAUCUUCUUCAGAGAUCACAACCUAAGAAGCUUACCUUCGUAGGAGAGCUUGCUCAUGGCCAUUUCAGUGCCAAGAUGGAUCAUCUGGUUUGCUUUUUGCCUGGUACUUUGGCGCUGGGAGCUCACAACGGAUUGACUGCCGAUCACAUGAAAUUGGCUGAAGCCUUGAUAGAAACCUGUCACCAGAUGUACGUGCAAGUUGAGACAGGCCUGAGCCCAGAGAUCGUGCACUUCAACCUUCAUGCACCAAAGGGCCACAAAGAUGUUGAAAUCAAGCCUGCAGACAGGCAUAACUUGCUGCGACCAGAAACUGUGGAAAGCCUUUUCUAUAUGUACAGAUUCACCGGAGAUAAGAAAUACCAAGACUGGGGCUGGGAAAUCUUGCAAAACUUCAAUAAGUAUACACGGGUUCCUACAGGUGGUUAUACUUCCAUUAACAACGUCCAGAAUCCCAGUAAUCCGGAGCCACGGGAUAAGAUGGAGAGCUUCUUCCUUGGGGAAACACUCAAAUACAUGUUUUUGCUGUUUUCAGAUGACAUAGACUUAAUCAACCUUGACAAAUAUGUAUUUAACACAGAAGCUCAUCCACUCCCAAUUUGGAUGCCAGCAUAGACAUAGUAUCAGUAGACCUUCCAGUGGUGGCGUCUUUAUCUCCAAGUCACUUUAAUUUUCAGGGUUUGAAGAGAGAUGCUGUAUUUGCACCUUUCCUGGCUUAAAAUGAACAAACAGAACCUUUAGAAGAGCAUCUCUGGUAGAGAGAAGUUUUGUCAGUCUUAAAUCUAUCCCCAGAGCUUUAGUUCAGGGAUGGACAAACUGUGCCAUGCUGAGCUGCUUUGCCUGGUAUUGAUCAUUAGGUCAAGAGAAGAAUUGUGAUGUGGACCAUGGCACUCACUGGGCUCUGGUGAACCUGAACUCACUAGUCAGUCUUACUAAAUGAUAAUUAAGUAAUAGGAAUGCAGCUAGCUGUCUUACAGCACAGGGUUGUUGCUGAAGAGAAGGAAUAAACCAAAAAAUUCCAAGUUUAUUCGGGCCAUACUGAAACACUUGGCUUAUGGCACCACUUCCGUGUAAGAACCUGUUUUAGACGGUAAGUGGAAUAACCAACGAACUGUACAGUUGUCCAAGGUAAAAGCAAAGGUGUCAGUGUUGUUACUGAUGCUCUGAUCUCAUUCCAGACUGUUGAGCUAYGCUGCGUUACGCUAGCAGGAGAAAGUUGCAGCAGAGCACUUGUUGUACAGUAUCUUAAUUUUCUAGAGCACUUUGAACAAUCUGUUCAAGCUGUGGCUGAAAUGAAUGGUGGAAAGUUGAAGAGAAAACUUGCUGCUGGUUUGGCUCAAAAUSGUAUAUAAUUUUGUAGAGGUAUUGCCUUUUUUUUUUUUUUUUAACUUAUCUGCAGGAAUGCAGGAGACAAUGUGAAACAAGUGAAACUACAUGUGUUUUAUAUAUGAUUUGCAUCAGUUAGACUCAGGUAUUCUGACUGAAAGCUGCUCUGUGAGGUUGGGCACUGGGUAAGCUUGUGAGCACAUUAGAUACAGUUCCAGCUCAAUCUCCUUCCAUCCCUUCCUGUCCAGAUCUUGCAUAUUAGCCUGUUGCUGGCUCAAAACAAGCUUAAAAUUGUACAGCAAAACUCAUGUCAUGCCUUCUCAUUUCUUGAGUGAGGAGAAAUUUUUAUUUCUUCUUACUUUUUAUUAGCAAUGCUUUGGGUGGAAGUAUUUUCAUCAGUAGUAUUCAAAGCAGAUGGAGUAAGUACAUUAUGGCAGUUCCUAGUCCCAGUAGAUCUAUUGAAGUCUAUUUAGUUGUUUGACAGGAAAACAGAACACAGGUCUGAAAGACUUUUACCAGAGCACCGGGGUCUUUCAUUUUCACAUGUGCAAAUAAGUUAAACCAUUGAUUUUGAAAUUGGCUUUCUAAAGUGCUUUUCCUUUUGGUUUUGUUAGCUACUUGAACCUCUCUGUAUUCAGAAAUAAGUUGUACAAAAUGUGCUUUUUUUUUCUCCAUAUUUUUAAAGAGGUUGUUCUCGACAAGAUGCUCCUCCAUCUCAUAUUUCUUCCUCCAUGGGAAGUCAUAGGCAGGUGCGUGGCAGUGAGAAUGAACUGCAGUCCCUCCUAAACCUGGGUCUACAAAACAGAAGUAAUAAAAAUCUGACUGUAACAAUUUCCAGUAGGUGUGGGGGUUGUGUGUGAGUUACAGUAUCUGUAACCUUUGUUUUGUUAAAUAAGCUACAUCUUAAUUUGUUUUAUGCUGAUUAGCCCUGUUUACUGGAGUUGGAAGUUACCUUUUGGACCACUUUUUAAGUCUUUAAAGGAAUAAUUGCCAUUCCAUUUACCAAUGAUGGCUCAUAGAAAUUGAGAAUUUUUACACACUAUUUACAUUUACUAUUUUUUGUAACUGAAGGGACCCUGGGCUUUGCAGAGCGCUCGUCUUCCUCCAGCUCAGACACCACAAGCAACCCUGGAAAUAGCUGAAGUUUCUCACUUAAGAGAGCAGCAACUGGAAUACAGUGCUCGCAGCUUGAGCAGCUCAGUUAUCAACUCACACUUUUAUUUUCUUUGAUGUAAAGAAAGAAGAUCCCGUUGAAACAUAAGAAAACAGUGAAGUUGUUUCUCCUUACUUCCGUGGAGCAGGGGGGUUACUGAGGAGCUGAGCUUUGCCUAUAAACUGCUGGGUUCAAAAGAGAGGUUAGAGCGUGGGGGGGAAUCAACUCAGAGAGACUGCUUUGGGAAUAAAAGAACGAGCAAUUAUCCAUCUGUGAAUGAAGAAAAGGGAAGAAUAAACCUGCACUUUCCAAAUGCAAUCCUUGUCUUUUACCUGAGCCUGCUGCUCUUGAUUUUUUUUUUCUUUUCUAAUUCAUCCUAGAAAACUGAAUUCUCUCUGCCAAACACAGCUUUAAUUCCCUCACCUUUUCAAUAUGAAAUGAUUAUGGUUUGAUUCUGGGGUUAGUGUUGAAAACAAAUGAUUGUUUUGGACUCCUGCUUCACAUGUGCAAUGCCAAGAACGUAGAUAAGCUGAUAAAAGCUCACCUGCUUCUCCCUGUUCUUCUGCCAAGCCCCUUUAACAAGGCUGGGCACAGCGGCAGAGCAGCCCCCAGCCRCAGAGGCUGGAAGUCUCAUGCUCUGGAGUUUGUCAGAGCUCGGAAAGAAAAAAAAUGCAUCUUUUUGCUCAGUGUAUAUUAGGGAGAUGGAAGAUCUAAGCAUCUAAUUAACUACUUGAGAACUGCAGCUUUGCUGCCAGGCUUGGAAACUGGGAUUUGUUUCUAGGCGCUCAGAGGGGCCUCUCCAUUUCUCACAUGAGUGUGUUAGCAGGUAAUGCUGGAAGUCUUGCUAAGCCCAAACACAGGUGUGUCGACUCUUUCAGAUACCCAACAGAAACCAUUUUGUUUCCGAUUCUGUUUCAGUACGGUGCUACAGUGAUGAGGGACUGCAGACAGAACAGUUUUUUCCAACUGAUAGGUUAGUGCUAUUGCUUUCCUGCUGUUCUUUAGAACUCUUUUCUUUGAUUUGCUUUCAGUUGUGCUCUGUCAGGAAUAAUCCUGCAUGCAAAGCAGCUCCAUAUUUCCAAAGCAACACACACRGUUUUCAGUGUGACAGGAUUGAUCUUCCCCUUUUCUUUCAAGUUCUGAGUGAGAGAUGUACGGCUAGAGGCAAUUUUAACUAGUUUGUGCAACGUUCCCAUCUUGGCCUUAUGCUGUCUGGUAUGUGAUAAAUAAUACACACAUCUCAGCAGAACUGUGGAUCUGAAAUUCUCGUGGGGGYUUCAUCCGUGGAUGGUGCUCCGUAUCACUUAUCAGCUGCUUACUUUCCUUCUGUGCUUUCCAGACGUGCAAGAGCUGGGGCUGUCCUCGUUGGGCCUUUCCCUCCAGCUCCAGCGUUCUCCACUUAGAUCCCACUCUUAACUUGCCCAAUGCUUCAAAGCUGUUUAUGGAAGCUUGCUGCACUCACUUCAGACAUCUCCAAUGGUUUCUGAUAAAGAGAUGCUCUCUUUAUCUAAUGGUUUUCAGCAUUGCACGUCUUUCAUCCGCAUGCAAGUCUGUUAUGCUUUGAAGCCCAUAUAUAUCUUUGUCUAUUUUGUUGUAGCAUCUGAAGGCCUUCAGUAUUCAUCCUUCUAUAUAAAGCAARCACUCCAUUUGUGUUUCUUAAGCUCACUACUCUAAGAAACUUAGACAAACUAGUCCUUUAGGAUGAGUAGUGUCUGUAAGAGAAUAACAGAUAUGUAGGCUUCCUUAAAUUCAUAGGAUUCAUAAGAGGCCUGAAGAACUYGCAUCCAUCUGGAAGAUCAAAGAAACCUUAAGCAGCUCUUCACUUCAAAGGCACAAAACAAGCCACUGUCCAAAGGUGGUAACUUGGAGAACACUUUCCAAGAGCCUCAUGCUGAACUUGGAUGCUUUAAUGCACUGUAAAUCUUGGGCAGAUUUUCACUGAACUUUGGUUUAAUUGGGGCAGCCUGCUUGCUAGGAGGGAUGUUAGAAAGGCAGUGUAAGCAAGAAGUAAUCCUUGUUGUCUGUAGAGAUGUUCACCAUCAUCAUCUUUUUCUCCCAGCAUGCUUGUCCUGAAAAAUUGCUAAAGAGAGUAGAUCUCAGUUCAGAAAAGACUUGGUUUUAGCACCUCAGUGAGGUUGCAAGUGGGAAUAUUGAGGCCAUAGUUACAACAAACCCAAAGCCUGGUGUCUAGGAUGAUGAGAAGGGACACUUAAGCUCUUAGCAGAAACGUUUAGGUUUCCUACAGCACAAAUGCAGAAGAUUCAAGUCUUACUGAGGAUUGUAGUUCCAUUAACAGUCUUAAAAUCUUUCUGCUUUCUGGGGUGCAUUUUGAUGAACUGGGUU